Molecule: messenger RNA, 1785 nt
Organism: Cydia pomonella (codling moth)
Lineage: Eukaryota; Metazoa; Arthropoda; Insecta; Lepidoptera; Tortricidae
Product: deoxynucleoside kinase-like
Exons: 5
Coding region: 121-921 (266 amino acids)
Biological process (GO): nucleobase-containing compound metabolic process
Cellular component (GO): cytoplasm; mitochondrion
Molecular function (GO): deoxynucleoside kinase activity; ATP binding
Source: RefSeq, a predicted model, not a curated record
AUUUUCAUUUCACGUGAAGAACUUACAUUUUCUGCGUUGUUUCGAAGAGAAUUUCUCAGUAUUAUGCGAAUUCAUCACUAAAAAAAUGUUAGAAUUCGAUGAAAAUAUUGUUAAAUCACAAUGUUACGGCGGUAUAUUCGUUUGUUAUCUUAUAAUGCUCAAAGAGGCUAUUACAAAAUGAGUACUGCCAAUACAAAACCCUUCACGGUGUUCGUGGAAGGCAAUAUUGGUAGUGGUAAAACAACAUUUCUGGAACAUUUUCGCCAGUUUGAAGAUAUAACGCUUUUGACCGAGCCAGUGGAGGAAUGGCGCAAUCUCCGAGGAUGGAACCUAUUGGAUCUCAUGUACAAAGACCCCACAAAGUGGGCAAUGGCUUUCCAAGCCUAUGUGUCCCUGACCAUGUUGGACAUGCACCGGAGGCCCACAGUGACCCCAGUGAAGCUCAUGGAGCGGUCACUGUACAGUGCAAGGUACUGCUUUGUGGAGCACAUGCACAGAAGUGGAACUCUACACCCAGCCCAGUUCUCAGUGCUGGAUGAGUGGUUCCGGUUUAUUCAUAAUGAGAUCCCUAUUCAAGCUGAUCUAAUCGUCUAUCUCAGAACAAACCCAGUGAUUGCCCAUGAAAGGAUAAAGAAGCGAGCUCGCUCUGAGGAGCAGUGUGUCCCGCUGUCAUAUUUAGAAGAGCUCCACACCCUACAUGAAGACUGGCUGGUCAACAGGACUCAUGCUGAGUGCCCUGCCCCAGUCCUGGUCAUUGAUGCAGACUUAGACUUAUCUCAAAUAACUGAGGAAUACAAAAGAUCCGAACACCAAAUCUUGAGGAAGGCUGUGGAUGUAGUGAUGCGGUCUCCGAACAAGCUCAGCCCUAAGAAGCCCAUCACUAGCUCGCCUAUCAAGAUUGUUCCACAAAUUAGACUGUAGCAUAGACUUAACCUUGCUAAGGUUGCUUUAAUUUUUAUAAUUUUGAUUUUAAAUGUGUGUUCUUGAUUUUACCUAAGUUGGUAAGAAUUAGUUAAUUUGUAUCUAUUUAAGGCACUGACUUUACCCUGUUGCGGCUAAUUUCAAAUUUGAGGAAGAUUCCAAAAUGGUUUCUUCAAUUUUCACAUUCUUAAUAAAAUUUUGCUUUUAGAUAAUUAAGACUUGCAGCAUUCAAGCUUUUUCAAGCAGUUUAAUUUAAAUUAUAUAAUAAUUUAUAAUAUUCCUUGCAUUGACAUGAAUUAGACUGCUGAAGCAGCAUCAUAUGAUGGUGAGAUGACAUAUUUCAGUCAUUAUUUGACAGUUAAAUAUUUCCUUAUUUAUAUGCUUAGUGUGACCUCCAGCUCUCCACCGAACACUGUCUAUAACCGUAAUAUGAUAAGAUUCAUAUACUAGCCGUGUCUUAUCCAACCUCGACAUUGGCAGAAUCAUCAACACCUUGAUGGAGCCAAAACACGAAAAAUUGAUUGAUUGAUUGACCUCCAACUUCUUAGUAUUAUUUCUAGACUGUAAGCUAUAUAUUUGAGUAACAUUAUGACUAUGUACAUUGAUUGUACAUAAUACUAUUGAUGAUGUGUAAUGUAUAAAAUUCCUUAAUAUAUUGCAUUUAAUAUGUCCAUUUAACUUUGUCUUAAACGGCUGUAAAGAUAAAGAUAGUAUUUUAUGACUGAAGCAAAUAUGUGUAUUUGCAGAUAAAUAUGUUUGUAUACCUAAUUUUGAAAGAAUCACAAAUAGCAUAAUUGUGUUUUGCCAAAUAUGCAGAGUUUAUAUUUAUGUAAUUUAUAAACAAUUAAAUUUCUAUCGGAUCAA